CGAGGCUCGAAGGGCACGCGCGCGGUGGAGAUCUUGACCCAAAGAUUCGCAGCAGGCCAUGCCGCCGAAGGGCAGCAGGAACCAGAAGCGCGCCAACAGCAGGCAGUCAGAAUACUCGUGUGGGAAAGCGAAACGUGGCGAAGCAGAGAAAGCGAAGAGGACCGAAAAUAAAGAGCACGAGAACACGCUCGCCCGUCUGAGGGGCCAACUGCAGAAAGACAAGCCGCACCUCUGGGAGCAAUACAAGAAAGCCAGGAAGACCACCAAAAAGGAGUGGCUCCAGAUCUGGCAGCAGGACGGCCAUUUCGAGAGAAUUGAAAGCAGCAAGCUUGAGGAGAAAGAAAGAGUUCAUCAGGGCGACACCUUGGGCUCCUGGUUCACAUACGACGAGCUGCUGGCCGCCCAGAAGUGGACGGUUGAGAACAGCGAGACGCCGUACGGACAACGGGCCAUGGCCAGAGCCGACGCGAUCAAGCACUACUGCCAGCGG
Prorocentrum cordatum is the source of this 490-nucleotide messenger RNA. NCBI's taxonomy places the organism in Eukaryota, Dinophyceae, Prorocentrales, Prorocentraceae. The record is from the annotation of a GenBank genome assembly.